AUGGCCCCCAGUGACCCGGAACAGGCGCCGUCGUCGGCGCGCGCCUCGGAUGAAAAGGGACGAAUGUCGGUGGUGGAGCAGCUCGACGAAAAGGCCGCAACCACCGUUGAUAUCUACAAUCCCAACUGCGAUGUCAGCGGCGUGGACGAGCGUAAGCUGCUCAGGAAGAUGGACUUGCACCUCAUCCCAUGGCUCUCCAUCCUUUACCUGCUGAGCUUCCUUGAUCGGUCGAGUAUCGGGAAUGCGAAACUGUAUGGCAUGGUCACCGAUUUGCACAUAUCUGACCAGCAGUACUUGAUGGCUCUUACCAUAUUCUUCUUCCCGUAUGCGAUCUUCGAGGUCCCAUCGAACGUUAUCUUGAAGCGCCUACGACCGUCAAUAUGGCUUUCUCUCCUCAUGGUAUUAUGGGGUGUCAUCAUGAUGUGUCAAGGUCUCAUCUCCAAUGAUGGUGGUCUUCUGGGCAUGCGAUGGCUGCUAGGAACGUUCGAGGCAGGCCUCUUUCCCGGCGUGAACUACUAUCUGUCUUGUUGGUAUAAACGAUCCGAAUUCGGUGUGCGUGCCGCGAUCUUUUUCUCAGCUGCGACGGUCUCCGGUGCUUUUGGUGGGCUUCUCGCGGCAGCUAUCUCGAAUAUGGACGGCCUCGGGGGCAAGGGGGGAUGGGCAUGGAUCUUUAUUCUGGAGGGGCUCGUGACGAUAGUCGCGGGCGCGAUGUCAUUCUGGAUUAUCCAGGACUUCCCCGACACCGCCAAGUUCUUAACCGAGGCUGAGCGCACGGUGGUGAUCCGGCGACUGCAAGAGGAUGACCAGUUCAGCGCGGCGGGCGAGACGCUGAAGAAGCGGUACCUCUUGAAGAGCCUGACGGAUUGGAAGACAUGGCUUUGCAUGCUGGUAUAUAUGGGUACCGACGGUCCGCUUUAUGCGUUCUCACUAUUCCUGCCUAGUAUUAUCAAGGAGUUGGGAUAUAAGGCAACGCCUGCGAACCUGCUGACGGUUCCGGUGUACGUGGUCGCAUGCAUGUUCACCUGCUUAGUCGGUUUCGUCGCCGACAGGUACGGCAGGCGCGGGUAUCUGAACAUUGCAUGCCUGUGCGUGGGAGGGGCGGGGUACAUCAUCCUGAUCGCGUCGCGGAGUCCGGGGCUGUCAUAUUUCGGCGUAUACAUGGCGGCGAGUGGGAUCUACCCAAGCAUCCCGAACCUCGUCGCGUGGGUGUCGAACAACGUCGAGGGGUCGUAUAAGCGGAGCGUAUCGCUGGCGAUGGUGAUCGGCUUCGGGAACCUCAACGGCGCGGUAUCGUCCAACGUGUACCGCGCGCGCGACGCGCCCUGGUACAGGCUGGGGCAUGGGAUUGUGCUGAUGUACGUCGGGAUUGGGCUCAUCACGUCUGUGAUGUACCUGGUUGCGCUGAAGCGCGAGAACGCGCGGCGGGAACGCGGCGAGCGCGAUGAGAUCAUCAAGGGAGUUAACGAGGACCGCACGGAACUCGCGAAGAAUGGCACGUUCGUAGACGUCGCGGAGGCGAAGCGCGAGAAGGGUGACCAGUGGAGCGGGUACCGAUACACGCUUUGA
Messenger RNA from Sparassis crispa, 1566 nucleotides. RefSeq lists its product as uncharacterized. Lineage: Eukaryota; Fungi; Basidiomycota; Agaricomycetes; Polyporales; Sparassidaceae. Gene Ontology annotation, biological process: transmembrane transport. Bases 1 to 1566 code for a protein of 521 amino acids. Gene Ontology annotation, cellular component: membrane. The transcript is spliced from 11 exons. Gene Ontology annotation, molecular function: transmembrane transporter activity. The record is from RefSeq and is a predicted model, not a curated record.